AUGCAUGAGACAAACCGUGCGGCCCUUGCUCAUGGACACAAUGAGCUCGAUGAACCUAUGGAAGUGCUUUUAAAUACUGCUGAUCCGACCCCAGCUUCACCACUUAACCACGAUUCCUCGGAUGAUGGAGACCACCAGGUCUCUGAAAUCACCCCAAUUGGUGCCAAUCAAACAGGUCGACACAGAGAGCCACCGUUAACCGAAGCUGAACUAGCCCUUGAUGCAUCUACCCCACCACUCGAGGAGCCCACCAACAUCAUGCUUGCAGCUACCCAAACUCCUGUGGUUUUAGCAGCAUCUACCUCGGCUUUGGCUGCAAAUCCUGCCGCUGCACCAGUUACUCCUGCGGUACAACCAGUUACCCCUGCGCAUGGUUUACCCACGACUCAGAAGGCUCCCGCUAAAUCAACCACUGGUCGCCCUCCGGUGGAAUCUGGAGUACCUCCUCGUCGUCGAGGCCGGACCGAGGAAGCACCCAAGAAAGAGGAUCCUGCGGCAGCAGGCAUGUUGCUGCUCAUGCACAAAGGUCAGUAA
Molecule: messenger RNA, 534 nt
Organism: Puccinia graminis f. sp. tritici CRL 75-36-700-3
Lineage: Eukaryota; Fungi; Basidiomycota; Pucciniomycetes; Pucciniales; Pucciniaceae
Exons: 1
Coding region: 1-534 (177 amino acids)
Source: RefSeq, a predicted model, not a curated record